UGAUGGCGCCCUCACGGCGAUUAGUCCUCCGCCUUCUCUGUGCAGGCCUGAGGGACCCCGGGCAGAGCCGGGCCCUUCCCCCGCCCCCGCAGCGGGGCGGAGGGAGGCGUGCAUCCGCACCGCCCCCGCCCGCCGCCCCUCCGCGCUCCAAGUGGGUGCACUGGCUGAAAGUUAAAAAAAAGCUGCAAAACACCCCAAACCCCCUCAGACCCGGCCAGAGGGGGACGGCGGCGGUGAGGCGGGAGCGAGUGUCUCGGGCAGCAGUCACCAUGAAGAGCAAUAAGGAUAAAGUGGGAAAACCCAGCAGCAAAGAGUGAAGACUUUGGACAAGCUGACCUUCCUAAUGUGCUCUGGCAGGCCUGGUAGUGCAGCAUGAUGAGGAUGAGGAGGAAGAUACUUUGGGCAUCUUGCUUCUGCUUUGCAGCUGCUUUUUUCCUUGUGCUGACACUCCAGGUUAUCACCGAACUGGGCAAUUCAGAGAAUAAGGUGUCAAUAAUCUCCAGUUUACACAGCAGCCCAUUAAAGCCUGGGGAGAGACAGGCUUUUCAGUUUAAGAAGCAGGAACUUCACAGCAGCUUCAAGACAGAGUCUGAUGUAAAUCACUAUCCUGUCCUGCUCUGGUGGUCUCCCCUGACUGGAGAGACAGGGAGAUUCAGUCAGUGUGGAGAGGAUGUUUGCUUCUUUACUACAAACAAGACCUACCAGCACAAUCAGAUGACAAGAGCAUUUCUGUUCUAUGGUACUGACUUCAGUAUAGACAGUUUACCUCUCCCUCGUAAAGAAUAUCAUGACUGGGCCCUUUUCCAUGAAGAGUCACCAAAAAACAACUACAAACUGUUCCAUGAAGCAGCCAUCACCUUAUUCAACCAUACUGCAACAUUUAGUCGCCACUCUCACCUGCCACUGACCACUCAGUAUCUUGAGGGUGUAGAGGUCCUGAAGUCAUUGAGGUUCAUGAUCCCCCUGCAGAUGAAAAACAGCCUGAGGAAAAGGCUUGCACCCCUUGUGUAUGUGCAGUCUGACUGCAACCCCCCUUCUGACAGGGACAGCUAUGUGCGUGAGCUGAUGUGCCACAUUGAAGUAGACUCUUAUGGGGAAUGUUUGCAUAAUAGAGACCUUCCCCAGCAUCUCAGAAAUCCAGCUGCCAUGGAUGAUGGAAACUUUUUAAAAAUACUGGCACAGUACAAGUUCAUUCUUGCUUUUGAAAAUGCUAUCUGUGACGAUUACAUCACUGAAAAACUCUGGCGGCCACUGAAGUUGGGAGUGGUGCCAGUGUACUUUGGGUCUCCCAGCAUUGUAGACUGGCUUCCUAGUAACAAGAGUGCAAUCCUGGUAUCCAGUUUUUCACACCCUCGGGAUCUAGCCCACUAUAUCAAAACACUGGAUACCAAUGAUGAAGAAUAUGAGUCUUACCUACAAUGGAAACUGAAAGGGGACAUUUCCAACCCAAGACUGCUUAGAACAAUGAAGGAACGCAAGUGGGGAGUGCAAGAUAUCACCCAGGACAAUUACAUUGACACCUUUGAGUGCAUGGUUUGUAACAGAGUGUGGGAAAACAUCAGACGGAAAGAAAAGGGAUGGCUACCCCAGAAGUGGGAGGCUCAGGUUAGUCAUCUGAGCUGCCCCAAACCACAGGCAUUCUGGUUCUCAUCGUCAAACCCUGGCUGGAUUUCUCUCCAAAAGAUGUGGAUACCAAGCUUUGAGCAAUCCAAGAAAGAAGCCUGGGCACUGAGGCACCUGGUGGAAAGGAACAAGAAUUUUACAGCUGAAGAAUUUUGGAUGCUUGUAUUCAAAGAAUAAACACAACGGACCUGUAAAACAGAGUGAGCGCCUCAGAGGAGUUCUGUGGAAUUUUCUUUUGCAGGUGACCUUAUAAAUUAGGAUUAGUAGCCAUGGGAAGUAGACCUGUGAGGCUGAAUUUAGUAUGUUCGGUGCUCAAGGGGCACUGAGAAAUGCUAAACAGUCAAAUCAUUCUGCACGUAAUAUAUGCACAUAUAUAUGCAUAUAUUUGUAUUUAGAAUGAUUUCUAUUAAUUGUCAUUUGUUCAAAUGUUUGAACAUUAAAGUCCUGAUUGUCAGGAUUCUCAAAGCCCAGAUUUAUGCACACACCUAAUUACCCUGAAGCAGGUGGCUCUCCCUCCAUCUUUAGAUAGAUACCUGCUUGGUCUCAAGGCCCCUUUUUCCCCAGUCCAGGACCCUCCUUUGCUCUAUUGAUAGCCACAAGGUGCAGAGCAGCUGACACCAUUGCACAGGUACAGCUUCUGUGCUGCUUUGGAGGUGGACUAAGAACUUGGGACUGUGUCCCUGGCUAGCUGUUUAUUAUCAAAUUUCCUGGCAUCAGCAGAUUUAAGCAGGGACUUGGCUGGUUUUGUGUCCUGACACUGAGUGCCAAUGUAAUGUACAUUAGUGGUUGGCAUGAGGAAGCACCAUCUGUUAGUGUCCAGGGACAGAUUGAAUGAAAACGUGUUGGCUCAGAUUUACCCACCAUCUUUUGCUAAAAAUAAGCAGAGUACAUGAGUAGCUCUACUCCCCAGAAAUAGGGUUGGCUUAGAUCUGACUUACCUUCUUGCCUUUCUGAUGAUGUAUUUGUAUUCUCAUGGUAGUAUUUGUAUCAUGUAAUCACAUGAAAUUAUAUGAUUAAAAGGGCAGAGAUAA
Molecule: messenger RNA, 2654 nt
Organism: Pyrgilauda ruficollis (rufous-necked snowfinch)
Lineage: Eukaryota; Metazoa; Chordata; Aves; Passeriformes; Passeridae
Gene: POFUT3
Product: fucosyltransferase 10
Exons: 5
Coding region: 373-1800 (475 amino acids)
Cellular component (GO): Golgi membrane
Molecular function (GO): alpha-(1->3)-fucosyltransferase activity
Source: RefSeq, a predicted model, not a curated record